AUGUGGACGCUCGGGCGCCGCGCCGCCGCGGGCCUACCGCCCCGGGCGGCGUCGCGGGGCCCCCCCCGGACCUCCUUCGGGACCCCGCGCCAACGGGAGCCCGCUGGGCCCAGCGACUGCAGAGACCUGUACGCCGGAACCGCCGCGGCCUGCACAACCCGCCAAGCCACUUUGAACCUUCACUACCUCAACCGGAUUCUGAAUGUCAAAAAGCCAAGUGUCUAUUUGAUGCAUUUAAGAAACUCUGGAACUUUGGACAACCCAAGCUCUCUAGACGAGACUGCCUACGAAAGACUAGCAGAGGAGACGCUGGACUCACUAGCUGAGUUUUUUGAAGACCUUGCAGAUAAGCCAUACACAUUGGAGGACUAUGAUGUCUCCUUUGGGAGUGGUGUGCUAACAGUGAAGCUUGGUGGAGAGCUGGGCACGUACGUGAUCAACAAGCAGACCCCCAACAAGCAAAUCUGGUUGUCUUCUCCCUCCAGUGGUCCCAAGCGCUACGACUGGACCGGGAAGAACUGGGUGUACUCCCAUGAUGGCGUGUCCCUGCACGAGCUGCUGGCCAGGGAGCUGACUGAAGCCUUAAACACCAAACUGGACUUGUCCUCCUUGGCCUAUUCCGGAAAAAGCGCUUGACGGCCCACCCAACUUCAAAGACAUUAAAAGCUGUCAGGCCAAGACCCCAGCUUCCGUCCGCAGCUGAGCGUCUGUUUUUUUCCAUUCCUGCUCUUGAGGACUGUGUAUUGUGUAUGACAGCUCUGUAAAAAGAAUGUGUCACCUUCCA
This is a messenger RNA of Jaculus jaculus (lesser Egyptian jerboa), 784 nucleotides long. It is a transcript of the gene Fxn, whose product is annotated as frataxin. Gene Ontology annotation, molecular function: iron chaperone activity; 2 iron, 2 sulfur cluster binding; ferric iron binding. Gene Ontology annotation, cellular component: mitochondrion. The coding region runs from base 1 to 636 and encodes 211 amino acids. The record is from RefSeq and is a predicted model, not a curated record. The transcript is spliced from 5 exons. Gene Ontology annotation, biological process: intracellular iron ion homeostasis; iron incorporation into metallo-sulfur cluster. Lineage: Eukaryota; Metazoa; Chordata; Mammalia; Rodentia; Dipodidae.